Molecule: messenger RNA, 23605 nt
Organism: Coregonus sp. 'balchen'
Lineage: Eukaryota; Metazoa; Chordata; Actinopteri; Salmoniformes; Salmonidae
Source: the annotation of a GenBank genome assembly
AUGGCUGGAAUAACAUCUAUUGAAGCCGUGAAAAGGAAAAUUCAGACAUUGCAGCAACAAGCUGAUGAUGCAGAGGACCGUGCCGAAACGCUCCAGAGAGAGGUUGAUGCGGAGAGACAGGCCAGAGAGCGGGUAAGAGACGCCUGGAAUAAACCGAUUAAUCCGAGUUGCAGCCUAUGAUGCACCAUUUCUAGGGGAGCAUGAAUGCAGCCCACAAAAUAAUUGUUUACACACGGAAUACAAUUACGUAAUAUCGCAAAGUCUAACUCUGCUGGUACACGGGGGGCUGAAAAUGUGGAGUGUUUUACGUAAAGUGUGCAUUUGGAAAGCUACAGCGGAGUCAGCAUACUCUAGUAAAUUACUCCAUGUUUUAGCUUACUCAUGGUCAUAGUCCUGGAGAGAGCCACGUAAGGUUAAUACCAGUUAAAGUAGACUAGCUCUUGGCAAAUGUUCUUCAAACGUUAGAUAUGCCAGAGUAGACUCCCAUAUGAACUCAAUACUUCACUAAAACUGGAUGUAAACACCUUGCAUUGAAUUGAAAGAUGCCCUAUAAAGGAGACUGUAAUUUGAUAUCUGUCCCUGUAUAGCCUGCUAACUUAAGUUACUAUUUAUCAUACUCUAUUAUUCAUCCUCUAUUCAGUUUGAAUGUGGACAGUGGCAGUCCUUCAAAAUGGAGGGUGGGUGUUGGCCAUGAUACAGUGCAUUGGGAAAGUAUUCAGACCCCUUGACUCUUUCCACAUUUUGUACCUUUACAGCCUUAUUCUAAAAUGGAUCAAAUAUAUUUUCCCCUCAAUCUACACACAAUACCCCAUAAUAAAAACAGGUUUUUAGAAAUUUUUGCAAAUGUAUAAAAAUAAUAAAACUGAAAUAUCACAUUUACAUAAGUAUUCAGACCCAUUACUCAGUACUUAGUUGAAGCACCUUUGGCAGCAAUUACAGCCUCGAGUGUUCUUGGUUAUGACGCUACAAGCUUGGCACACCUGUAUUUGGGGAGUUUCUCCCAUUCUUCUCUGCAGAUCCUCUCAAGCUCUGUCAGGUUGGAUGUGGAGCGUCGCUGCACAGCUGUUUUCAGGUCUCUCCAGAGAUGUUCGAUCGGGUUCAAGUCUGGACUCUGGCUGGGCCACUCAAGGACAUAAAGAGAUUUGUCCCAAAGCCACUCCUGCAUUGUCUUGGCUGUGUGUUUAAGGUCGUUGUCCUGUUGGAAGGUGAACCGUCACCCCAGUCGGAGGUCCUGAGCGCUCUGGAGCAGGUUUUCAUCAAAGGAUCUUGCUGUAAUUUGCUCCGUUCAUCUUUCCCUCGAUCCUGACUAGUCUCCCAGUCCCUGCCGCUGAAACACAUCCCCACAGCAGACGUGAAGCUUGGCAUUCAGGCCAAAGAGUUCAAUCUUGGUUUCAUCAGACCAGAGAAUCUUGUUUCUCAUGGUCUUAGAGUCCUUUAGGUGGCUUUUGGCAAACUCCAAGCGGGCUGUCAUGUGUCUUUUACUGAGGAGUGGCUUCCGUCUCGUCACUCUACCAUAAAGGCCUGAUUGGUGGAGUGCUGCAGAGAUGGUUGUCCUUCUGGAAGGUUCUCCCAUCUCCACAGAGGAACUCUGGAGCACUGUCAGAGUGACCAUCGGGUUCUGGGUCACCUCCCUGACCAAGGCCCUUCUCCCCCGAUUGCUCAGUUUGGCCCGGGGGGCCAGCUCUAGGAAGAGUAUUGGUGGCUCCAAACCAUUUAAGAAUGAUGGAGGCCACUGUGUUCUUGGUGACCUUCAAUGCAGCGGAAUUUUUUUGAUACCCUUCCCAAGAUCUGUGCCUCGACACAAUCCUGUCUUGGAGCUCUACGGACAAUUCCUCCGACCUCAUGGCUUGGUAUUUGCUCUGACAUGCACUGUCAACUGUGGGACCUUAUAUAGACAGGUGUGUGCCUUUCCAAAUCAUGUCCAAUCAAUUGGAUUUACCACAGGUGGACUCCAAUCAAGUUGCAGAAACAUCUCAAGGAUGAUCAAUGGAAACAGGAUGCACCUGAGCUCAAUUUUGAAUCUCAUAGCAAAGGGUCUGAAUACUUAUGUAAAUAAGCUAUUUCUGUUUCUGUUUUUAUUAAUUUGCAAAAAUUUAUAAAAACAUGUUUUCGCUUUGUCAUUAUAGGGUAUUGUGUGUGUGUGUGUGUGUGUGUGUGUGUGUGUGUGUAUACGUAAAAAUGUAUGCACACAUGACUGUAAGUCGCUUUGGAUAAAAGCGUCUGCUAAAUGGCAUAUUAUAUUGAUAAGGGAAAAAAGUUAAUUUAAUCGAGUUUAGAAUAAGUCUGUAACGUAACAAAGUGGAAAAAGUCAAGGGGUCUGAAUACUUUCCGAAUGCACUGUAUAUGCAUGGAAGUUGCUCUCUUGAUUGCCUACGAUUCUGUCAUUUAUGAAGUAGUGUUAUUGAUGUGCUGUUUUCCCAUAGCAAGCAGGCUAGACCUUGACAUGGUCUCUAUUCCAUCAGACGCUGUAAAAAGUUAGUUUCUGGUGAGCCAUGAUGCUAAUGGACAUGCAUCGUAAUGCCUACACUAGAGACCAAUGCUGGCUGUUGAGAUUGCUGCCCUUGAAUGAGCGCGCCUCAGUAGGCUAAUCCGUUUAUUGCCCACCUUCCACAAGGGUAUUGGGCUGUCAAUGGGAAUUAAGGUGUACAGCGCAUGAAUACGUAUAGAGAAGUGGCUGCACAUAAGCUGAUAAUGUUUGGCUGUAAUGAGCCCUUAACAAAAUAGCAUAGUCCUCAAUGUAUUAUCUGCUCUUUCUAGUUUUUUUUUUUUUUACAUGAAAGAAAUCCAUGGUUCAUUCAACCUUUUCCACACAAUUAGAUAUAAACCUCGCCUGAACACUAUAAUUGAUGGCUGGUCAUUUAAAUUGAACAAAUCACUGGGAAAUGAGCCAGUGUAGGGAGCUGAAAGGACGAGGGCCGCUUUUAUUGAGCAGGUCUCUCUUCCUGACUCCACUCCCUGUCUAGCCAGAGUCGCUGUCUGUAUUUCUCUGUCUAACCUCUGGCAGUUGAGCAGGUUAAUCAUUUUCCUGACCAGAGUUUUAGCUGAGAGAAAAUGGCCUUGGGUCUGUUCGGUCAGCUCAAAGUCACUCUACCAUUUUAAAGGAGUAGUUCACUAUUUUACAACAUGAUGUUAGGUGGUUCCUUACCCUGAAAGUAGGCUGUGAGUCAGGAGAAAUUGUAAUCCAUAGUUUGGUUUUCUUUAAACAGCCACUUCAAUGAUCAGCUAACUUUAGCCACAGCUAGCGAAAGAUCAAUGAUAAUGAUAGGGAGCCUGUGAUCCCCUGGGACCAAAAUCACCUGAAAUCAACUCCAUUAUUAUUAUUUUUUUUACAUGUUACUUAAAGUUGAUUAAAAAAAACAUGUUCACAUGCCCCUAUUAUUACCAUUGAUUAGUGGCUGUUGAAUGAAAACCGAACCAUGGAUUACAAUUACUCCUGGCGCAUAGAUGGUUCCUCACCUUGAAAGUAGUCUAAAAUCAUGUAACAUAGUGGAACAACUCCUUUAACAGAGCAACUGGACCUCAACCUUUCUGCCCACCAUGAUGGGAAUAUGACUAUCAUUAACGUAAACGGCUUUGAAGUGCACUCAUACACACGGAUUUAAGGACAUAUUUCAGUAAGGGACCAAGUUCACCUAAGGGGAGGAACACUGACUGUCAAUCAUACUACGGUAUGGCUUAGGGCCUCGGACAGAAAUACAAAAGUUGCUCAACAAAAGAGUAAUAAGCUUAUUGUUCCUGUUCGGUCCCAUUGCCAAACAAUCUACACUGAGAAUGUGGUGGUUCUCUCUGAAGCGGUAAUCUCUUAACAGUUUGCCUGGCACGAGUGCCACAUAUCAAUUAUUUGACUAAACUGAGCCAAAUGAAGUGCGGUAUUAACCGGUCCGAGUGAAAGGCUCUGGAAUGUCACAGAUGGCAUUCCACGGCUUCCCCGACGAAGGCCCAGCAGAAUGGUAACAGAUUUCUGGGAUUUGGCCGAGAGGGGGGGUCUGAUUAGCUGUCUUCUGCUGCCGAGGGGGGACAAUGGCUCUUUUGUUUCGCCGGCAACUCCGUCUGUAUCCCCAAGUGUGAACUUUAAGAAUGUGGUGCUCUCGCCAUCCAAUCAUCUGUCAUCAUCAUCUAGUCAUGGACUCGCUGCUUGAUCAGCCCCCCACCUGCAAGUCUUUGGAGAGUCGCUGCCUCGUGGAAAUGGACUGUUCUACUGAUAUCCACGUGGCUGAGUCUAAUGUAGUUCACGUGCUGCUGUCCAUUUUCAACGUUUACAGCAACCCCUUUGUUAGGCCAACAGUCUGUUGUUAUUAGGAGGCCUACAAUCUUAGUAUUACACAUUCUUACUACAAGACAAAAGGUAGAGCCCAAAAGCACCCACUUGAGGUAUCAAAAAGUGCAGAGUUAUUUUCUCAGGAAGGCCAAAGCUACAGUAGCAACAAACAGUGUUUCAGGGGUAAGGAGAAGCUCAAAGGGGCCCUAACUGGACAAAUAAAACUAUGGCACUGUCUUUACUGUCCCUUGUGACAUAAGGGAACACAUUCCUCCUCCAACUGCCUCAAUGCUGGGAUUGUCUGCGUUUCUCAUUAACUGUGGUAUGCCACUUGACUUCCCCAUAGAGCAAUGUACAAUCCAUCAGAAGGCCUCUGCUAAUCCAUUUACAUUUACAUUUACGUCAUUUAGCAGACGCUCUUAUCCAGAGCGACUUACAAAUAGGUGCAUUCACCCUAUAGCCAGUGGGAUAACCACUUUACAAUAUCUUUUUUUUUUAGGGGGGGGGUGUAGAAGGAUUACUUUAUCCUAUCCAAUCCAAUGAAUCAUAGUCAUUCUGUGUCAAGAAGAUUAUUUUCUAAAGCUUUCAAUGUUUUGAAAAGGUUCUGAAGAAAACAAUGAAAAGACAGUCAACAAAUGUGUUAAUCAGGAUCCAUGGUUACAGCGAGGGAAAAAAGUAUUUGAUCCCCUGCUGAUUUUGUACGUUUGCCCACUGACAAAGAAAUGAUCAGUCUAUAAUUUUAAUGGUAGGUUUAUUUGAACAGUGACAGACAGAAAACAAAGUUUGCCAAUGAACAUCUGAAUGAUUCAGAGGAGAACUGGGUGAAAGUGUUGUGGUCAGAUGAGACCAAAAUUGAGCUCUUUGGCAUCAACUCAACUCGCCGUGUUUGGAGGAGGAGGAAUGCUGCCUAUGACCUCAAGAACACCAUCCCCACCGUCAAACAUGGAGGUGGAAACAUUAUGCUUUGGGGGUGUUUUUCUGCUAAGGGGACAGGACAACUUCACCGCAUAAAAGGGACGAUGGACGGGGCCAUGUACCGUCAAAUCUUGGGUGAGAACCUCCUUCCCUUAGCCAGGGCACUGAAAAUGGGUCGUGGAUGGGUAUUCCAGCAUGACAAUGACCCAAAACACACGGCCAAGGCAACAAAGGAGUGGCUCAAGAAGAAGCACAUUAAGGUCCUGGAGUGGCCUACCCAGUCUCCAGACCUUAAUCCCAUAGAAAAUCUGUGGAGGGAGCUGAAGGUUCGAGUUGCCAAAUGUCAGCCUCGAAACCUUAAUUACUUGGAGAAGAUCUGCAAAGAGGAGUGGGACAAAAUCCCUCCUGAGAUGUGUGCAAACCUGGUGGCCAACGACAAGAAACGUCUGACCUCUGUGACUGCCAACAAGGGUUUUGCCACCAAGUACUAAAUCAUGUUUUGCAGAGGGGUCAAAUACUUAUUUCCCUCAUUAAAAUGCAAAUCAAUUUAUAAAAUUUUUGACAUUUGUUUUUCUGGAUUUUGUUGUUGUUAUUCUGUCUCUCAAUGUUCAAAUAAACCUACCAUUAAAAUGAUAGACUGAUAAUUUCUCUGUCAGUGGGCAAACGUACAAAAUCAGCAGGGGAUCAAGUACUUUUUUUCCCUCACUGUAUUUCAAUGGCGACAACACCUGAAAUAAAUGUAUGCUAGAUGGAUGAACCCAAGGGCAUAUUGAAGGAGGUUAUCCUUUGCAGUAGGAAACUUUGAUAUGGUUGCUUACACUGCAAUGAUUUGAUAAAUACGUCAGCUGUAAGCCUACCACAUGUAGCCUAGUAACCAUACCCCUGAUAGGUUUCCUUCCUCCCUGGCAGCUCAGUUUGGGUGUCUGGGUGAUAUGAUACACCAACCAGGCUUAGAAAGAUCUCUAAUGUGGAAUAAAUGGGGGCAAUUGGCAACCCAGAUACUCAUUUGGAGUGAAUGAACUCGACAGUGCAGUGUUAUCUUUAAAACAAAUAAUGCCUUUCUAGAAAGCUGUCAUCUGCCUAUGAUGUGGCGUCCACAUCAGUUUGGUUGACGGUACCCAAUUCCUGUGGGAUUAACUGACAAAGUUAUGAAAUGUAUGUACUGCGUACAUUGUACUUUUUUUGUGCAAGCUAGUGUGCAUUGACAUGAAACGUUCUGAACGUUUCCGAUAAUGGAGUGAAUAAAGCUAACACUGUUUUAUGUAGAACAGAUAUGAUGACUGUGGGUGAUGUAAAUAAGGCCCAGGAAACAAUUUAUAUUCAAACCUUGCACCCUCCUAAAUAGGCCAGUGGUGUUGUGCAGGGGUUAGUGCUACAGUAUGUUAUUGUGGCUGACUGAGCGUUUUCUCUCCCCCAACAGGCAGAGGCUGAGGUGGCUUCCCUGAACAGGCGUAUCCAGCUAGUAGAGGAGGAGUUGGACAGGGCCCAGGAGAGACUGGCCACCGCGCUGCAGAAGCUGGAGGAGGCCGAGAAGGCUGCAGAUGAGAGCGAGAGGUGGGACUUCCGUCUCCUGUUAUAGGUCAUGUUCCCCUGCGCCGACGUUGCUCGUGCAUGCCAAAUGUUACAACACCUGGAUAGGUAUUUUACGUAUCAGCUGACCACAUCAUGUGUUCUAGUAAUCUGAUGCCCGACGGCACGGUUGAUGACGUGGCACGCAACCAUUGGUUGAUGUCAUGCAACGUCUGAGCAUAGAUCACAACCAUAGUCCAGCCAUUCUGCUCCAGAGCAGGGUUUCCCGAUUAUUUCAGACUAGUAAUUGUGGAAGGAAGUAGGAGGAAAAGCUAGCUAAGACAUUCAACAAGCCCAAAUAGUUUUUCAGAAUUCCCUUCACAGCAGUUACUAUUAGCAUAGAAGAGUAGACGGGUCAGAAAGUAUUUUUGAUAUGAAAGAAAGUACACAUCGAAAGUAUGUUUCCCCCACCAUCACCCAUGACAUCUCUCUGUCCUGUUGCCUGUGGUGUCCCCCAGAGGAAUGGUGAUAUAGAACAGGGUUGGAGAUGGAGGUCCAUACUGUAGCUAACCCUGUGGUGUUGUUGCUCCAGAGGAAUGAAGGUGAUCGAGAACAGGGCGUCAAAAGACGAGGAGAAGAUGGAGAUCCAAGAGAUGCAGCUAAAGGAGGCCAAGCACAUUGCUGAGGAGGCUGACAGGAAGUAUGAGGAGGUAGGUGUCCUUCUGCCCUUAAGUAUUGAUUGCGUUCCAGGUUGUCUUUUUUGAAGGUUGCUAUAUCAUGUUUACUCUAGUUUCUGAGAUGUUACCUUUGACAGUGCGACUGCAACAAAGACAACCUGGAACGUGCCCAUUGACUAAAGCCAGACUACUGUAGAGCCGUGUCAUACAUGUUGGAAUACACCACUUCUCACGACUUUUAGCCCCUUUCACAAGCAUAUUAAAAUCUGAAAUUGUUUGGAAAAUGGAAUCUGUUGUGUUCCCUUCAUGGUAGCGGUAACACCUGUGGUGUUUAUUUAUAACAGUACACACACGUACACCCACACUGCACACCCCUUCCACCCUGUAGCAUCAGUUUAGCCUGCUACAUGUGGUGUCAGAGAUCAAAGGAGACUCCUCUGUAGAGGCCCCUCAUCCUUACCUCUGCCCAGGCCUCAUUAUCUUAACAUGGCAAGAUACAUUACCAAGGAUUCUAGCAGGUCUUAAACAUACCUUUUUGGUCUUUUCCUUGCCUCAAUAUUAUUUAUUUUCAAUACGUGUUGAUAUGUGGAAAACUCGUAAUUUCUACAGUAAACUUGUAGUUUUCAGCAUAACCACUCUGUUUCCCAGGAUCCAGAUUAAACAUAGUCCUGGACUAAAAAGCAAGGUCGAUCUCCGUUGAAUGUGAUUUUUUGUUGUCCAGGAUUAGUGUUAAUCUGGGUCCUGGAAACCGGCCGCCUAGUGUAGAGCUAAAUUUAGCUUGCUUAGCUAAAGGUCAUACACCGGUACCACGGUAUAGGGUGAAGUUGCCCCUAGAUGCUGAUCCUGGGCCAGUUUAGCAUUUUCCCCACUAAUGGUUAAUGUUACGAUUGGGGAAGGGGAAGCUGAUCCUAGAUCUGUACCUAGGAGUAACUGAUUAGCAGUUUAGCCUGUAGCAUAUGUUGAUUGCUCCUGGCCCGGGGCUUAGACCUGGAGGUCACAUGAGCCCACAUCCCAGAGGAUUACACUGACAGACAAAGUAGCUGGCUAAUGGACUUAUACAGAAUGAGACCUGUAAUUGACGGCUCUCCCUCGGAUCUCUCUCUCAGCCAGUCUACUGCACUUCCCCACUGACGGCACCAGCUACACCCUGGGAGCUGGCCACACAGUUUAUCAUGGGGGUUGUAGACCUGCCACUUCCGGUACACAGUAUAUAGGCCUACAGUUUGUUGGGCAACCUAUGGGGGUUAUAGGCCUACAGUUUGCUGGGCAUUAGGCAAUUUAUCUAUGCUUUUUUUGCUCUUUUUUUUUUUUACCCACCGCUACCGCCCCUCAUCGUAAGAACUUUUUAUUACAUUUUUAUUUAAAGAUUUCUCUUAAAAUCUUAAAGUUAAUCAAAAAAAAUUCUCCCUCUCCUCUUCAUCUUGUUUUUGACUAUUGAACGUACUGUUCAAUACAGAAUUUAGUUUGACGUGUUUGGACGCUAGUGCCAGCUUGAAGGUCUGUUUCUGCACGUUCUCAGUGCCACCAUCUCUGCUCAGAUGUUGCAUGGGAAAAGUUGCGUGUUUGUUGGAAGCGUUUGUCCUGUGUACUGUAACCUGUGUGUGUGUGUGUGUUGUCUGACUACAGGUGGCCCGUAAGCUGGUGAUCCUUGAAGGUGACCUUGAGCGCUCUGAGGAGCGUGCUGAGGUGGCUGAGGCGUAAGUUUAACCUCCUUCAUUACUGACACACACCGGAUGCAUCCCAAAUGGCACCCUAUUCCCUUUAUAGUGCACUACGUUUGACCAGGGCCCAUAGAGCCCAUAUGGAUCUGGUCAAAAGUAGUGCACUAUAUAGGGAAUAGAAUGGAAAUGUCCAUGGCUGAGUCCCAAUUCUGCACCCUUAUCCAGAAGUGUGCACUUGCACACUCCCCGUCAGGGAUUUAACAGCAUAUGAUUGGUGUAAGCAUUGGCUGGAGUGAGUUUUCACCAUUUUAAGUUUAUGCAAGAAAGUGUCCAAGUGCACACUUUGGGAGAAGGGUGGAGAAUGAAAACGCAGCGCUGCACAUCACACUUCAACAACUUUGUUAAAACCAACAAAUUCCUUGUAUUUACGUUCCAUUGAAAUGUGGUUGUUUAAGUCAAAUGUGUUGUUUAAAUGUGAAUGACAUGUUGAUGGGUCAUCAUUUACUAGCCCCCCCAUCUCUUACUUACUCGAGCACAUUUGGGAAUUUAUGCAUAUAUUUGACCUUCUAAUGCAUUUUGAAAUAUACGUUGAUGAGGCCUCUCCUGAAAAAUGAUGUUAAUGUUCAUUUGAAUUGUUGCAUGGACCCGCCUUCCUGUUUAAUAAAAUGACGCAUGAUUGGAUGGCAACUGAAACUAGCUAAUGACCGCAGUGGGUGAAUUGAUUUCGAUUGGCUUUACAACGGGGAGUCCAAUAGCCAUCCCUUUAACUGACAACAAAACGUAUUUAUUCCCAGGUAGUCCCAUGAUGCAUUAAUGUCCUAACCUUGUCCACCAGCAUUCUCUCUCUUUGUCGAACCGUCUUUUCACAGCGCCUCAGAACGGGACUUGACUGGAAGUCUAUGGCAGGAGUAGAUGAAACAAAAUACAAAACGCUGGUUUUAAUUGGCUGAUCUCUGUCCAUCACCAAUUACCAUCUAGCACAGGGAUGGGCAACUUUGAUGGGGGUGGGGGCCACAAAAAACUGGAACCCAUUAUGAGGGGCUGCAGUGGCUUGUGGGUCUGCGACCAUGCUUACUACAAGUUUAGUUAGCUGGCCGCUAGACUAACUUACCAAUCUAAAGUUUUUAGCUGACAUUGGGCUAAUUGAGUGACUGCUGAGGCACAACCACAUUUCUAAAUUGCACCUUGUGUAUUCUAUUAUUCUAACUCUGAACAGUAAGUUGAGACCCCGACUGAAUAAAUAUAUAUAAUGUCCGCAGGCCACCAGUUACCCAUCCCUGAUCUAAUAUAACCCUUAGAACCUCCCCCCUACAUUGUUACGUAAAAACACGAGCAGGGCAAGUGAUUUUAAACAAGGAAGUGAGUUUGGAAAAUCUUUAAAUUAUGCAUCUUAGAAAUAGUUUUCACAUAUAAACGGUAAAUGCCCUAACUCAGAAUCAAUUGGGCUUCCAAUUUGGUCAAUAAUAUGGUCAAUGUGAUAGAACACAUUUAUUUUUUUCACCCCCAUGUGGGAAACACGAGAGGAUGGGAUACACCGGAUGCACUAACAACAACAGGGCUCCUGGAUGUUCGUGUGUGUUCUCUCCCCUGUGUUUUAUGUCAUGCAUGCCUGAAUCCAACACCACCAACACCCCUCCACCUGGGACCACCUUACCUUGUGUGUGGGUGCCCUGACCCCCUCCUGUUCCCCCCCUACACCCCUACCUACCUGGCUGUGGACUAACCCAGUCGAGUCAGGGAGCUGGAGGAAGAGCUUAGACUCAUGGACCAGAAUUUGAAGUCCAUGAUGUGCGGAGAGGAUGAGGUACUGUCUGCCCCCCCGUACCAGGACAAACGUCCCGGUUCCAAACCUCUUCACUACCUGCUUCCUUUCUCCUCUCCUCUGGCUUGUGCUCUUGACUCCUCCCUCCAAGCCUCUCUGCCUCGCAGCUAUGCUCUAUGGAGGGCUUCCCUGGUGGUUGACGGGACAGUGUUGCUGUGGUACAAAAGGACCAAUGUCCUACAAGCCAUACUGUCCCUCACUAUACCUUCAACCUAAAGCCAAUGGGAUCCUUGAUGUGAUACUUGAGAUUAUACAUGUAUUUAUAUAUUUCCUAUACAUAGAGUAUACGAUUUUAUAUCUGUCAGAUAUUGUCCAUCAAGGAUCCUGAUUUAACCCUUUCAUCUGAUGGGUAGGUGACAUUAACCCCUUCAGGUAAGUGUGACAUUAACCCCUUAAGGUAAGUUAUAUAUAUAAAAAUUUUUUGCACCUGCACUCUCCUGCCAAGGCACUCUCCCUAAUAGGGACUGGGUUUGAGUAUCCAGACCAGGGUCUCCUCUGCCAUGUCCUCUCAUCCCUCAAAACGCUCUUUCUCCUUUCUUGUCCUACCCUCAUUUUCCCCUCCUCCCUCCCUCUCUUGCUGUUGCACAGUAAAUCUGGUGAUCUUGAGGAAGAGUUGAAAAAUGUCACCAACAACUUGAAGUCUCUGGAGGCCCAGGCUGAGAAGGUACUGUAGGAGAGGGGAAGGAAGCUGGGCCUGAAGGUACUGUAGGAGGAGCGAGGGGAAGGAAGCUGGGUCUGAAGGUACUGUAGGAGGAGCGAGGGGAAGGAAGCUGGGUCUGAAGGUACUGUAGGAGGAGCGAGGGGAAGGAAGCUGGGCCUGAAGGUACUGUAGGAGGAGCGAGGGGAAGGAAGCUAGGCCUGAAGGUACUGUAGGAGGAGCGAGGGGAAGGAAGCUGGGCCUGAAGGUACUGUAGGAGGAGCGAGGGGAAGGAAGCUGGGUCUGAAGGUACUGUAGGAGGAGCGAGGGGAAGGAAGCUGGGCCUGAAGGUACUGUAGGAGGAGCGAGGGGAAGGAAGCUGGGCCUGAAGGUACUGUAGGAGGAGCGAGGGGAAGGAAGCUGGGCCUGAAGGUACUGUAGGAGGAGCGAGGGGAAGGAAGCUGGGUCUGAAGGUACUGUAGGAGGAGCGAGGGGAAGGAAGCUGGGCCUGAAGGUACUGUAGGAGGGGAGAGGGGAAGGAAGCUGGGCCUGAAGGUACUGUAGGAGGAGCGAGGGGAAGGAAGCUGGGCCUGAAGGUACUGUAGGAGGAGCGAGGGAAAGGAAGCUGGGCCUGAAGGUACUGUAGGAGGAGCGAGGGGAAGGAAGCUGGGCCUGAAGGUACUGUAGGAGGAGCGAGGGGAAGGAAGCUGGGCCUGAAGGUACUGUAGGAGGGGAGAGGGGAAGGAAGCUGGGCCUGAAGGUACUGUAGGAGGAGCGAGGGGAAGGAAGCUGGGCCUGAAGGUACUGUAGGAGGAGCGAGGGGAAGGAAGCUGGGCCUGAAGGUACUGUAGGAGGAGCGAGGGGAAGGAAGCUGGGUCUGAAGGUACUGUAGGAGGAGCGAGGGGAAGGAAGCUGGGCCUGAAGGUACUGUAGGAGGGGAGAGGGGAAGGAAGCUGGGCCUGAAGGUACUGUAGGAGGAGCGAGGGGAAGGAAGCUGGGUCUGAAGGUACUGUAGGAGGAGCGAGGGGAAGGAAGCUGGGCCUGAAGGUACUGUAGGAGGAGCGAGGGGAAGGAAGCUGGGCCUGAAGGUACUGUAGGAGGAGCGAGGGGAAGGAAGCUGGGCCUGAAGGUACUGUAGGAGGGGAGAGGGGAAGGAAGCUGGGCCUGAAGGUACUGUAGGAGGAGCGAGGGAAAGGAAGCUGGGCCUGAAGGUACUGUAGGAGGAGCGAGGGGAAGGAAGCUGCCCAGCCAACCUUUCAGCUCUUGUGUUUUAGUCUCUUCUCCCUAGCCAACCUUUCAGCUCUUGUGUUUUAGUCUCUUCUCCCUAGCCAACCUUUCAGCUCUUGUGUUGUAGUCUCUUCUCCCUAGCCAACCUUUCAGCUCUUGUGUUGUAGUCUCUUCUCCCUAGCCAACCUUUCAGCUCUUGUUGUAGCCCUCCUCAAUUUAAUUAACUGAAUGUCUAUCCAAUACUGUUUACUUUAGUGGAUGUGAACAGUAGGCUAUUAAUUGAAUGCUACACUGUAGACGUCAUAGUCAAUUUACAUUUAUGUAUUUAUUCGAUCUGUCUAUAUUUUAACUAGAAUAUUGGCGUAUAUUUUAAGUUGUGAAUUUUUAAGGAGAAGCACUCGUCAUAGCUCUUGUGCUAAUAUGAAUCUCCAUUAUUUCACUUCUAGUACUCACAAAAGGAGGACAAAUACGAAGAGGAAAUCAAAGUUCUUACUGACAAACUUAAAGAGGUGGGUACUGUAGGAUCACCAUAGCUAAUUGAGAAAAUCUAAUAUUUUCUAUGAAAUCAAUUUUAGUAUGAAUGGUGCUUCAAAUGGUAUCUUAAAGCCUCUCUUUUUUAAAUCUUCCCACUCUAUAACCCAAUGUUAACCAACAUGUUACGUGGAUACAACGUAAUUUGGUGCUUGGAAAAAUGUAUUUGAAACGCAUUGUGCUCCGAUGCUUUUUUUUUUUUUUCAGGCUGAGACCCGUGCUGAGUUUGCAGAGAGGUCUGUGGCUAAGCUUGAGAAGACCAUUGAUGAUUUGGAAGGUACGUUUUCAACGCUCCUUUCAUUCACAACCAUUAACUCCUCCUCUUGGAGUUCCCUGUAGCUGACGCCACUAACUGCAUUUUCACUUUAAAUGCAUCCCAAGUGGCACACUAUUCCCAAUAUAGUGCACUUCGUUUGACCAGAGCCCUAUGGGAAAAGGGCGCCAUUUGGACGCACACUUUUGUUUACUUUGUGAAAGCGUGACAGAUGUUUCACUAACAGAAAGAUUUGCUCCUAUAACCAUGAGUUGUAACACUGAAGCCUGUUGGGUACCUUCGCAUGACUUGUUCGUAGUGUAUUUUAGCAUUAGGUAACAUAGCUGUAAGUUUCAAUCAUUAAUGAAGUCCCUUAAUACAAUCGAGCAGCAUUGCAGAUAGUAAUUUCCAAGUUACCUUCCAACUUUGAGGACCAUUAGAAACAAAGGUGCUCCGAUGUGAAUGGAUUUAUUAAUAUAUUGGUUUAAUAGAUUAACCAAUUAAUUUGUAGAUUAACCCCCAUUAACCUGGCUCUGUUGUCGAGGGAUCCAAUUGGAUCAGAUUGCAGUUGAAACCAAUGAUGGGCUUUCCGUAUGAUUGUGCCAGAUAGACAAAUGUGUAGAUUCUGAAUCUUUAGCUCAAGAAUAAUAGUGUGCCUGUACGGCUGCGUUUACACAGGCAGCCUAUAAUUCUGAACUUUUCCACUAGCUGGACUUUUUUGACCAAUCAGAUCAGCUCCUUUGCCAAUAAUUGGGCAAAAGAUCAGAAUUGGGCUGCCUGUGUGAACGCAGCCUAACUGUGGAGCCACAGAUUCACAUUCGAUUGCUUAUCCUGUCUGGUUAUGCAGAUUAGUGUUGCCUUAUCUCAUAUUGAUUUAUUUUAAUUUUUAUAUUGAUCAGUUUGACUGAUCGAUUAGAUUCUAUAAGAAAUACUGAAAACUCAGUUGAAGGUUAGAUUUGAGUUGUAGUACUUGGACUACGAGCAACUUUGGGUUUUUUCCAAGGUUUUGCCUUAUUUCUGACUUACCUAAGGGUGUUGUUGAUUCAUCCACACAGUUACUCAAUCAAUUUAGUUGUUAUUUAGCAACGAGAAUGGGCUUGUUGUGGAGAGCUUAAUGUCUUGUUGCGUUUUUGACAGACUUUGGAAAUGUCAUGUGUGAGUAGGUAUUAUCUGGUGUAUUGUUCCAGGAGUUUGAAGUAGGGGUGUGACCGUUUAAUUUUUUAAAAACGAAAUUGGGAUCCUUAACAUUAAGAAAAACCCCAAAACAAUGUUUUAUUUUUUUGUCCCCCCCCCACCACACAAAGUUAGAAUCUCAGCGCAGUUAUCACAAAACAUAUUACUUUCCAUGUUAUAGCCUACAGUGAGGGAAAAAAAGUAUUUGAUCCCCUGCUGAUUUUGUACGUUUGCCCACAGACAAAGACAUGAUCAGUCUGUAAUUUUAAUGGUAGGUUGAUUUGAACAGUGAGAGACAGAAUAACAACAAAAAAAUCCAGAAAAACGCAUGUCAAAAAUGUUAUAAAUUGAUUUGCAUUUUAAUGAGGGAAAUAAGUAUUUGACCCCUCUGCAAAACAUGGCUUAGUACUUGGUGGCAAAACCCUUGUUGGCAAUCACAGAGGUCAGACGUUUCUUGUAGUUGGCCACCAGGUUUGCACACAUCUCAGGAGGGAUUUUGUUCCACUCCUCUUUGCAGAUCUUCUCCAAGUCAUUAAGGUUUCGAGGCUGACGUUUGGCAACUCGAACCUUCAACUCCCUCCACAGAUUUUCUAUGGGAUUAAGGUCUGGAGACUGGCUAGGCCACUCCAGGACCUUAAUGUGCUUCUUCUUGAGCCACUCCUUUGUUGCCUUGGUCGUGUGUUUUGGGUCAUUGUCAUUCUGGGAUACCCAUCCACGACCCAUUUUCAAUGCCCUGGCUGAGGGAAGGAGGUUCUCACCCAAGAUUUGACGGUACAUGGCCCCGUCCGUCGUCCCUUUGAUACGGUGAAGUUGUCCUGUCCCCUUAACAGAAAAACACCCCCAAAGCAUAAUGUUUCCACCUCCAUGUUUGACAGUGGGGAUGGUGUUCUUGGUCAUAGGCAGCAUUCCUCCUCCACCAAACACGGCGAGUUGAGUUGAUGCCAAAGAGCUCGAUUUUGGUCUCAUCUGACCACAACACUUUCACCCAGUUCUCCUCUGAAUCAUUCAGAUGUUCAUUGGCAAACUUCAGACGGCCAUGUAUAUGUGCUUUCUUGAGCAGGGGGACCUUGCGAGCGCUGCAGGAUUUAAGUCCUUCACGGCGUAGUGUUACACCAAUUGUUUUCUUGGUGACUAUGGUCCCAGCUGCCUUGAGAUCAUUGACAAGAUCCUCCCGUGUAGUUCUGGGCUGAUUCCUCACGGUUCUCAUGAUCAUUACAACUCCACGAGGUGAGAUCUUGCAUGGAGCCCCAGGCCGAGGGAGAUGGACAGUUAUUUUGUGUUUCUUCCAUUUGCGAAUAAUCGCACCAACUGUUGUCACCUUCUCACCAAGCUGCUUGGCGAUGGUCUUGUAGCCCAUUCCAGCCUUGUGUAGGUCUACAAUCUUGUCCCUGACAUCCUUGGAGAGCUCUUUGGUCUUGGCCAUGGUGAAGAGUUUGGAAUCUGAUUGAUUGCUUCUGUGGACAGGUGUCUUUUAUACAGGUAACAAGCUGAGAUUAGGAGCACUCCCUUUAAGAGUGUGCUCCUAAUCUCAGCUCGUUACCUGUAUAAAAGACACCUGGGAGCCAGAAAUCUUUCUGAUUGAGAGGGGGUCAAAUACUUAUUUCCCUCAUUAAAAUGCAAAUCAAUUUAUAACAUUUUUCACAUGCGUUUUUCUGGCUUUUUUUUUUGUUAUUCUGUCUCUCACUGUUCAAAUAAACCAACCAUUAAAAUUAUAGACUGAUCAUUUCUUUGUCAGUGGGCAAAUGUACAAAAUCAGCAGGGGAUCAAAUACUUGUUUCCCUCACUGUAACUAGAGGAUAGGAUAUAAAGGCCUGGGGAAAGUUGUGGAAUUUAAAUAAAACCAAAAGGAAGAGGUGAACUUUAGGCUACGUUGGUGAAUUUGCGAGGCGUGCGAAACAUAUGACCAUUUCUCCUACUGCCUGCCCCCUGCGCUGUCUCCCUCGCACUGGCUCGCUUGGGGUGUAUUCAUUACGCCCAUUACGUUACAAAACAUUUCUUAAACUGAAGCAAACGAAACUGGGAUGGACCUACCUGAAUUUGUCCAAUUGAAACUCUUGUUUUAGUUACUGUUUGGACUAAUGAUUACACCCCUGUUCCUUCUCUUCCCUAAUUAUGCGAGUGUGUGUGUUCAGUCUUCGGUCUGCUGCGUGUAGAAUAUCCUAGCCUAUUCAUUGAUGAUAGGCCCUGCUUUACUGAAGUUGCGAGACAUUGAAAGCCAAGAAAUUGCGAGAUACAGCUUUUGAUUGCAGAUAGAUAAGCCUAGUGCAUGGUUUCCCAAACUUGGUCAAACACUUUCUAAGUCUUUGGUGAACGUUGAGCUUUAGUUGAUUUAAACUGGAGUGUGUUGUGUUAACCGUUUGAUUCUGUGUUAAUGAUGCACACCAUAUUAAUAUUCUAACAUUUUUGUAAUUUGGUUGAUUUUAUUUAUUAUUUUCAAUUUUUUGUAAAGUAUUUGAUUGUCGGAUUGCUACUGCCUAGGGAAUUUGGUGGAAAAGCUAUUUUGGAAUUUGCAUUUUAUUAUCAGUUCUUUACAUAUGCAUAAUCAUCCUUUUUGAAGUUAUGAUUUAUCAGUUAUCUUACUUUCUUGAACUCUUUUUUUUUUAUCACUCACCUUGUUCUGUUUCCAUCUUGUGCGUCUUUCUGUCCGUCCAUCUAUCUGUCCAUCCCCCCCCUCCAGACGAGGUGUACGCUCAGAAGCUGAAGGGUAAAGCCCUCAGUGAGGAGCUUGACCUGGCUCUCAACGACAUGACCACACUCUAGACGCUCCUUCCCUCACUCCUCUUCUUCCUCCUCCUCUCUGACGCUCUCCACCUCCAUCUGGCACUCCUGGGGUUCAAACAUCCUCCACUUCCUUUCUGUCCUUUUUUUUCAUUCCACAACUUUUCAGACAGAACUGUGAUCGAUCUCUUUCUCUCAAUACCCUUGGUUACGAAAUGUGAAUGGCGAAUACAAUUUAAAAAAAAGUCGUAACUAAGUUUACAAGACUUGCUGAUUUCAAAAUACCAAGGGAUAUAAAUGUGGCCCCAGGCAGACCCCCCCCCCCCCCCCCCCCCCACCCCUGUGUCAAACCCAUUCCCCCUUCCUUUUAGUUUCGCUCCCUACUGUUGUCAGGUGUCAGCAUUGUUCAGUGAUCCUCGUACAUUUCUAUAGAUGCAUAUAGGACAACCCAGCCCCAGCCCCACAGGGUCCAUACCUCUCCAAAGAUCUGGGUUAGGCUUGGUCUUCUGUAUUGAUAUAUAUAUAUAUAUACACUUGUCCCGUAGUUUCCUUUUCUCUUCCUGUGUAAUAAAUGUCCUGAAACACUUCUCUUGAUACUGCUCCUGUUUUCUGUCAUUAUCUGCAUUUGGUUUCUCAUCAUAAUCACCUAAUAAAGUUUAGAAUGUUGGUUGCCGACGGUUACAAUCCACUAACUAAGCCACAAUAUUUGCCAUACCAAUUUACCUGACUAUACUCAGGGUACAUGGUGUUUAUUUGGCUAAAUUUAAUAUAGCCUACAUUUUUUUUGACUACCUUUACCGUUUUAGAGAAUUUUAAAAUAUUCAGGAUUCAUAUUAGAUUAAAUCUGAACUGUUGUAAAAUGUUACGAUGAAGAUACACAAGUUAUUUGGUGAAUGACUUCUUUGAAGAUACAAGGGAAUCGGUGUGAAUUAAUCUCAAUUCAGUACUGUUCUCACCACACCAUAUUAAUGGUUUAACAUUUAAUCUGUCAUUAUCUGACCAACCCUGACACAGGGCAUCAAAACAAAUCUGAACAAUUCAUCUGAUUUAUAACCACUGAACCAAUUAUCUCUCUUAAUGAUUAAGGGAACAUGAAAUUAAGUUUUAAAUUGAGAAUUAUCCUGUCUAAAGAAACCUUCGGCUCAGUACUUUGGAGAAUCUUAGAAGGGAUUUGCUGUAUCCCUCUUUUACCACCUUACUUAUCCCCUGACCCCAGUAAUAUGAAUAUGUAUUGCUUCCUACUAUAGUUGCUUAAAGGAAAAUUACACCCAAAAACUAUCUUUUGGUAGUUGUUUCAUUAGUCCAUUGUUGACAGUCCCAAAAUGUUUUGUUUGUCAGCAAUCAAGUUUUCAAGAUAUGUAACUUUUUGAAAAUACAGAAGUCAUCCCUGUAUGAUGCGUUUUGCAUCAUAUGACGCUGCGUUUUGCAUGAUGCUGCUAUGUUUUGUAUCGUAUUUUGAUAAUUACAUAUCUUAACUUGAUUGCUGACAAGCAAAACAUUUUGGGACUAUGUCAACCAUGGACUAAUGAAACAAAUACCAAAAUAUAGUUUUUUGGGGGGGUGGAAUUUUCCUUUAAUGUCUUGUAGUGAUUGAUCAAUUCAAGACAUUCAAGCAUUGUCAAGUGAGCUGUAAUUGCUAUAGAUGCUGAUUACCUCUGUCAGACGAAAAAAAAGCAACUUCCGGCUGUUCUUUUUUUUCUUGUCUUUCAUUGCCCUGUGACCUUUUUAUUGCACUAACCCUUCCCUCUUUCUCUUCCUUUUCUCUCUCUUUCUGUAUCUUCACACUGGCUUUCAUUGACUCUUCUGGCGCCACAGAACAUUAUCACAAGGAGGUGGAGAAAAGCCGCAUUCUCAGUAACGAACUGAGGGUUGUUCUGAAUGAGCUUAACAGCUGAGUCUGGGACAGAAGCUUUUGCAAACUUCCUUCCACUAUCCCACUCUUCCAAUAUGCACUUGUCUCUGAUUUUAAACUUGGAACCGAUUUUCUCAUACCCCACUAGAAGGGACUGGUCGUACUUUGUUCAGUAUGCUUUCAUUAGUGUGUUUAAAAAUAUAUAUAUAUAUGUUUACAUUGAAGUAAUUUGCAAUCAUGACAUUCAAGUAAUUGACAAAUCAUAUGAACAUGUGUUUCAAAUUCAUCAAGGGAAUUGAGUGAGAAUGAAUUUGCCCCAAACUUGGGGUGUUGUGUAUAAUUGGGUACUAGUACAUUAAUUGAUCCCCCCCCCCCCCAAAAAAAAAAAAUCAUGUCACCUUUUUGUAUGAAAUUUGGUUCCAAGUUUUUCAGAAUUAGGAAAGUUAGUUUUUCACAAAGUUGAGGAUACUCACUUGCUGCACAUUGUAGAGUUCCACUGCUAAGACUUGAGGGAGUUUAAUGGAGCAAAUGUAGCACUUUGGACUGGACACAUCCCACACUUGAAGUUUCAAAGCUUUCACAGGAUGUGGAAUAAUUAGCACUUAUCUGGAAUAAUGGUUUUCAGGAUUGCACAGUUCGCUGUAAAACUUCAGAUUGUUUGCAUGCAAUCCUACCUACAGUGGGGGAAAAAAAGUAUUUAGUCAGCCACCAAUUGUGCAAGUUCUCCCACUUAAAAAGAUGAGAGAGGCCUGUAAUUUUCAUCAUAGGUACACGUCAACUAUGACAGACACAUUGAGGGAAAAAAAAUCCAGAAAAUCACAUUGUAGGAUUUUUAAUGAAUUUAUUUGCAAAUUAUGGUGGAAAAUAAGUAUUUGGUCACCUACAAACAAGCAAGAUUUCUGGCUCUCACAGACCAGUAACUUCUUCUUUAAGAGGCUCCUCUGUCCUCCACUCGUUACCUGUAUUAAUGGCACCUGUUUGAACUUGUUAUCAGUAUAAAAGACACCUGUCCACAACCUCAAACAGUCACACUCCAAACUCCACUAUGGCCAAGACCAAAGAGCUGUCAAAGGACACCAGAAACAAAAUUGUAGACCUGCACCAGGCUGGGAAGACUGAAUCUGCAAUAGGUAAGCAGCUUGGUUUGAAGAAAUCAACUGUGGGAGCAAUUAUUAGGAAAUGGAAGACAUACAAGACCACUGAUAAUCUCCCUCGAUCUGGGGCUCCACGCAAGAUCUCACCCCGUGGGGUCAAAAUGAUCACAAGAACGGUGAGCAAAAAUCCCAGAACCACACGGGGGGACCUAGUGAAUGACCUGCAGAGAGCUGGGACCAAAGUAACAAAGCCUACCAUCAGUAACACACUACGCCGCCAGGGACAAAAAAUCCUGCAGUGCCAGACGUGUCCCCCUGCUUAAGCCCGUCUGAAGUUUGCUAGAGUGCAUUUGGAUGAUCCAGAAGAUGAUUGGGAGAAUGUCAUAUGGUCAGAUGAAACCAAAAUAGAACUUUUUGGUAAAAACUCAACUCGUCGUGUUUGGAGGACAAAGAAUGCUGAGUUGCAUCCAAAGAACACCAUACCUACUGUGAAGCAUGGGGGUGGAAACAUCAUGCUUUGGGGCUGUUUUUCUGCAAAGGGACCAGGACGACUGAUCCGUGUAAAGGAAAGAAUGAAUGGGGCCAUGUAUCGUGAGAUUUUGAGUGAAAACCUCCUUCCAUCAGCAAGGGCAUUGAAGAUGAAACGUGGCUGGGUCUUUCAGCAUGACAAUGAUCCCAAACACACCGCCCGGGCAACGAAGGAGUGGCUUUGUAAGAAGCAUUUCAAGGUCUUGGAGUGGCCUAGCCAGUCUCCAGAUCUCAACCCCAUAGAAAGUCUUUGGAGGGAGUUGAAAGUCUGUGUUGCCCAGCGACAGCCCCAAAACAUCACUGCUCUAGAGGAUAUCUGCAUGGAGGAAUGGGCCAAAAUACCAGCAACAGUGUGUGAAAACCUUGUGAAGACUUACAGAAAACGUUUGACCUGUGUCAUUGCCAACAAAGGGUAUAUAACAAAGUAUUGAGAAACUUUUGUUAUUGACCAAAUACUUAUUUUCCACCAUAAUUUGCAAAUAAAUUCAUAAAAAAUCCUACAAUGUGAUUUUCUGGAGAAAAAAAAUCUAAUUUUGUCUGUCAUAGUUGACGUGUACCUAUGAUGAAAAUUACAGGCCUCUCUCAUCUUUUUAAGUGGGAGAACUUGCACAAUUGGUGGCUGACUAAAUACUUUUUUCCCCCACUGUAUAUACUCUAAAGCCUGUAGACUUACAUGUAUAGAUAAUGGUAUACCUUAGCCAAAAAUACAUAUAAUGGCAUGACAUCUGCCUCGUUUCGCUAUUGCUCAGACUGUUAUAUGUAUGCAUCCAAAGUCAAUGAAAUGUAAACUUUGUUAAGCUUUACACAGGCUUGAAACUACCCAGGUUCAUGUAUUUCUUCAAAGGUAGAGUUGUAGUUUAGUGUGAUGAAACACCUUUUUUUUUUAUUAUUAUCAUUUAAGUAUUAUAGUACUUAAACAUACUUAUACAUACGAAGUAUGCACUGGGUGCAGUAUUACAUUUCUGGGGUUGUAGUUUCUCCACUUGGCUUCGCUAAAAGUUACCCCUAAUUAUAUCCACACCCAUUCGUUUACAUAGAUUCCUUCUUUGGGUGUUUCCCUAAGUAACUUCACUAUUUUGCAUGCUGUGCUAUAGCGAAUUUGGCUCAUUCCAAGUUGUGCUAAAUUUACAUCAUGACUUACCACAAGUUAGCUGGCCUAAAUAUACAUCUUUAGCCUGCUUGUAUUGACUAGCGUUACUUUCAUUGCACCAAGUAUCUUCACGUUUAGCUUCCCUCACCACCUGGCCCAUUUGAGUGGCAUGACUAACAGAAAGCAUCUGCUGUCCUAUGGUAACGCUCCAUUGUGCACACUGAAAUUGAAACCUCACCUGACAUUCUGUGCACACAAGGAGCACUGUCCUCUCAUUGGGUCUGGGAAGGCACUCUCUAUGGUGACUCACCAAUAUGUAGAAGACGUCUGAACUAAGAAUGAAACAAAAGUCUAGAUUAGAUUGGCUGUCCUGGAAACCUUAAAUCUCCCCUCUCACUGCAUUAUUAUAGAACUUGGAUCUUUUCAACAGUCUUUAUCUAUUUUUGUGUUUUUUUCCCACCUGUGCUUCUUAGCGACCACAUUCGCUGUUUAACUGACACAAACGUAUUACUGCAAUUUACAUGAACACACUUGAUAAUGUGAAUGUGUAAAAUACAGGAUGCUUUUGAAUCACAAUGUUAGACAGUGCUGUUUUAAUUUUGAUGUCCAUGUUUCAUUGUCCUGUUUCCUGAGCCAACUGAGACCUUGCUUGUCGGGGUGCUUCACCUGUGCUUUUGUUUCCCCAUCAUCAGAGAAACUGGCUACAGCUAAAGAGGAGAACUUAGACAUGCACCAAACCCUGGACCAAACCCUCCUGGAGCUCAACAAUCUAUAAAGAGAGUUCCGUCUGUCUGGACCGACGAACAAGAGUCCUAAAACAAAGAAAAACGCAAAGCUUUUAUAAUGCUCAUUUGAUACACACUUGACCAAAUCCUUUAGUUGACUUGCCCCUUUGGGAACAGGACAGUCUUCACUUGGCUUUAAUAGUAGCAAAAGGCUUAUGAACAAGGCAUUCCGUUUUAGUUAAUAUGAGGGUCUCUUGCACACAUGCUAAUUAAUGGCAAACGCAUGCUGGCUACAGAAGUUAACAUGGUUCAGUAAAUCAGCAGAACAACUAGUUGAACAGCAUAGAGUUGUAUGCUACUGAGGUUGCUGUUUGUAUUUAGCAUGUGAUUUGAGUCUUAAAGUUGACGUCUAUUUUCUAAUCUGACCUCUGAGGCCUCCUUGAAGAAAUGAAAUUCCAUUUGCUUUGAUGUUACCCCCAAAUCAAUUUAUUGUUAUUUUUUUGUAUUAAGUUUUUUUGUAAUCCUUCGAAACAAAUGGUAAACAUAUUCCUUACUUACUGUUUGGUAAGAUCAUGUGCCACUCACUGUUUAAAUUAAUACAGUAUAUUAUUUGUGUAGAACUGACCCAAACAGGGAAAAAGACUAGCUUUCAAAUUUAAUUUCCUCUACAUAAUAUUUUGACUAUAUAGGAUAAAUAGCAGUUUGUUAAAUGUACGUUUAGGUUAGUUUAUAUGGUUCAAAAUUACUAGCAAAGGUAUCAAAUUAAUGUAAUACAAACUAAAUACAAUAGGGACAUUUUACUUCAUUUAGACCAAUAUGUCUUACACAGGAUUCUUUUGACUAAGUUUUUGAAUUUUCAGAAUUGUUGUAGUGACCUUUUGGGGGUUUGGAUAAUAGGCUAAUAUUAGAGAUGAUGUGGUACCUCAUUCUAAUCA